ACACUCAAGCUCCUCUAGCAUCGAGAAAAUAAGAAGCUGAAGAGACGUUGUCAAAAUCGUGCUGUUGAGAGAGAACUCGAAGUAAAAAAUAUGAGUGCGCCCUGGGGUUCUGGGGAUGACGCUUGCUCCAUCGACAAUUGACAGGACACCCCUUCGACUUCUCGAUAAAUAAUUCAGCUUCUUGUACCUGUUGUCAACGAUUCACGGCCAUCAGGAUUCAAUGAGCAUCAGACUACAUCUAAUUCAUUAUCUGACACUCAUGAUCUUGGGAGACAAUUGAAGGGAGCAUGGAUGCAAGGGGACUUUCAGCCUGAUAUAUUCAACUCACCGACGAUUUUUGGCAAGAUGACGCAGGCCAACAGGAAACGAGGGCGCAGUAUUGAAGACGAGAGCAGUGAAUUCACCCCCUUAUCGAAAAGGAUAAACAAUCUGCACAUAAACAAUCUGGGAAAACUAUGCGAGGUGCCCACGGAGCCAAUAGCAGAUGCUGAAUGGUCAAACCGCAACUUCGUGCCCUCUCCAAAUCACUCGGAGCCCUCGCAGAGCUCGUCGUCCUCCGAUGGUUUCAGCAAUGCAACCCAGAAUAACUUCGUACCCCUGGAUUAUCAGCCUGACCUCAGCCCCUCCGAAAAUCCAUACUACUACGAGAACAACAAACUCCUGUAUUCCCUCUACGUCGAACGAAUGCACAGACGUGUCAAUUACGAUCUUUAAUCCUCGAAGGAUGAGAAACUCAUCUGUUACAUUCAUUUCAACGCAUUUCCUCGAUUAUUCGAUGUGAGCGGUGGCUCAGGAAUAAAAUUAUUAUAAUUAUUGUAAUUUAGCAUGAAUUAUGGUAUUCAAUUAAAUAAAUUUUAUUUCUCUCUUUUCUAUGAUGGCAAUUCUUUAUUUGUGGCAGAAUUUGCAGGUGAGGAAUUGGUAUUAUAGUUAAGUAAUUAGGGGAGUCUAGGGUAAUGUCCACGUAUUUUUAUUUAAAUUGGUGUAAUAGUACUUAAUAUUGUCUUUCUUAGAUCACAGAAUGAGUGUCUAAAAUAAUAAGCGCCUUAUCGAAAGUUAUUUAACUAUUAUCGAAUUUAAUAUCAAAUUUAUGGUUUAAACAAAUCAUUUUUUACGUGUUUGACGACGUAAUUAAUUUCAGACUA
Messenger RNA from Fopius arisanus, 1142 nucleotides. RefSeq lists its product as uncharacterized. The transcript is spliced from 2 exons. The record is from RefSeq and is a predicted model, not a curated record. The coding region runs from base 292 to 714 and encodes 140 amino acids. Lineage: Eukaryota; Metazoa; Arthropoda; Insecta; Hymenoptera; Braconidae.